GAUGACAGCUUUCACGGCGGUCGUUGAAUCGCCUGGGUAGUGUGGGGUUAGGUUUUGAAUGGGUCUCACGGCGGAUUGUUUUUUUCUCCCCGCCCGGUGUAGCUCUCGCAUACGGUAUGAUCGACGACGAGGUUAUGGCGGACAAGGGCUUCUACAUCAAGGUGGUGGACGACGAGAAGGGCAAAGGGCUGUUCGCCAAUCGCGCGUAUAAGGAGGGCGACGUGAUACUCGAGGAGAGGCCCGUGGUGUGCUGUCAGUUCCUGUGGAACUCCGAGUUCGGCUACCUGGCGUGCAAUCACUGCAUGAGGCCGCUGGAGACGGCGGAGGAGAACGUCCGCAGGCUGACGGGCGAUCAGAGAUUCGUCGUGCCGCACAAGGAGUGCUGCGAAGUAAACAAGAGCCUGAUAACCGCAUGCCCCAUGUGCGGGGUCAAGUACUGCAGCGUGGAGUGUCAGAACGAGGCGUUUCAGAGGUAUCAUAGCACGCUGUGCCUACAGGACAGAGUCAAGGACGAGAGCCAUCCUCUGAAUCAAUUGUGCGAAACGUGGAAGCAAAUGCAUUAUCCACCUGAAAAUGCGUCCAUCAUGCUGCUAGCGAGGAUGGUCGCCGUAGUUAACCAAGCGAACGACCGGGAGGAAGCUCUGGCGAUGUUCUCGCAGUUUUGCCAUCGUACCGUCUCCAACAACACGCACGAGAUUGUGCACCACCUGUUGGGGGAGAAGUUCGCGGGACAGAUUGACGUUCUUCAGCAGAUGAUGAAGGACGCUUUUAACACUGAGUAUACCGCACACUGGUUCACGCCGGACGGUUUCAGAAGUCUCUUAGCUUUAGUAGGAACGAACGGACAGGGGAUCGGUACCAGUUCAUUCAGCCGCUGGGUGAAGAACGUUUCCGCUUUAGAAUUGCCCAAGGACGAAAGGAUUUACGUCGACAAGUUGAUAGAGAAAAUUUAUGACGCCAUGGACGAGGCGGUGGGUCCGUUUCUGAAUAACGAAGGAUCCGGGCUCUACGUUCUGCAGUCGUCGGUGAACCACAGUUGCGUGCCGAAUGCGAUCGUCGAGUUCCCUUAUUCGAACAACACUUUGGUGCUGAAGGCGGUGCGGGAUAUAAAGGUCGGCGAGGAGAUCUGCACGAGCUACCUUGACGAGUGCCAGCUCGAGAGGAGCAGACAUUCCAGGCAGCAGGCGCUAAGCUCCCUGUAUCUGUUUAUCUGUCACUGCGACAAGUGCCGGGCGCAGGCGAACGAUCCCGACGUGACGUCCGAAUCGGAGGAGGAGUCCGACGAGGACUUGUGAGUGCUGUGGCCGAAGACGCACAAGGAACAGUGAUAUAAUUUUCAUAAGUAAACAAAUAUAUAUAUAUAUAUAUAUAUAUAUAUAUAUAUAUAUAUCGAAUUAUAUCAAAGCCCCUUGUCAACAACUCUACCUAAUGGAUAUCCCGAUUUACGCUUUACUCGACUAUCAUACGCUAAGUGAAUUUUUAUGUAAAGCAGUAAAACGUAGCACGUAGGAUUGUAAACACCAUUACACACACAUUUGAAUAAACUUUUAAUAAACGUACUUUAUUAAUGU
Wasmannia auropunctata (little fire ant) is the source of this 1571-nucleotide messenger RNA. It is a transcript of the gene Smyd5, whose product is annotated as SET and MYND domain-containing protein 5. Lineage: Eukaryota; Metazoa; Arthropoda; Insecta; Hymenoptera; Formicidae. Bases 117 to 1295 code for a protein of 392 amino acids. Gene Ontology annotation, molecular function: protein binding; histone H4K20 methyltransferase activity. The record is from RefSeq and is a predicted model, not a curated record. The transcript is spliced from 5 exons.